This is a messenger RNA of Microthlaspi erraticum, 2988 nucleotides long. The record is from the annotation of a GenBank genome assembly. NCBI's taxonomy places the organism in Eukaryota, Viridiplantae, Streptophyta, Magnoliopsida, Brassicales, Brassicaceae.
AUGCUCUCUUGUCGUCUUCUUCUUCUUCUUCUAUUUCUCCUCCCUUCCACGUAUCUAACUCUCUCUCUAAACAACGAUGCCACCAUUCUCCGGCAAGCCAAAUUGGGCCUAUCCGACCAGGCCCAGUCACUAUCUUCGUGGUCCGACAACGACGUCACACCGUGUCAGUGGCAAGGCAUCACCUGCGACGCUACAUCAGCUGUCGUCUCCGUCGAUCUGUCAAGCUUUGCGCUCGUCGGUCCUUUCCCUUCUGUCAUCUGCCGUCUUCCUUCUCUGUCUUUCCUCUCUCUCUACAACAACUACAUCAAUGGCUCUCUCUCCGCCGACGACUUCACGGCGUGCCGGAAUCUCCGCUAUCUCAAUUUGUCGGAGAAUCUCUUGGUGGGAAAAAUCCCGGAGUCACUCCCUUCCCAGCUUCCGAACCUCCGGAGCCUCGAAAUCUCCGGCAACAACUUAUCCGGCAUGAUUCCACCAACCUUCGGAGAGUUCCGCAAGCUUGAGUCUUUAAACCUCGCCGGUAAUUUCCUCUCCGGCACAAUUCCGACCUCGCUCGGCAACGUCUCGACUCUAAGAGAACUUAAACUCGCUUACAAUCUGUUUUCUCCGAGUCAAAUCCCGAGUCAACUCGGAAAUCUCACGGAGCUCCGUGUUCUCUGGCUCGGCGGCUGCAACCUCGUUGGUCCAGUACCUCCGGAGCUAUCGAGAUUGACUAAGUUGGUCAACUUGGAUUUGACAACAAAUCGACUCACCGGGUCUGUCCCGAGUUGGAUCACACAACUGAAGAACGUCGAGCAGAUUGAGCUAUUCAACAACUCAUUCUCCGGCGAGUUACCGGAAGCGAUGUACAACAUGACGAUGUUGAAGAGAUUCGACGCAUCGACGAACAAGCUAACAGGGAAGAUACCCAACGGGUUGACUCGGUUAAACCUCGAGUCACUCAAUCUCUUUGAGAACAUGCUCGAAGGAACCUUGCCGGAGAGCAUAACUCGCUCCAAAACUUUAUCAGAACUCAAACUCUUCAACAACAGACUCACCGGUGAACUACCGAGUCAACUCGGCGCGAACUCGCAGUUACAGUACGUGGACUUAUCGUAUAACCGAUUCUCCGGUGAGAUACCGACGAGUUUGUGCGGGGGAGGGAAACUGGAGUAUCUCAUGCUUAUCAACAAUUCGUUUUCCGGUGAAAUCCCAAAUAAUCUGGGAAAAUGCAAGAGCUUGACACGUGUACGAUUGAGUGACAACAAUCUUUCGGGUCACAUUCCAGACGAAUUCUGGGGAUUGCCUCACUUGUCGCUGCUCGAACUCUCCAGAAAUUCGUUCACCGGGAAAAUCCCGGAGACGAUCUCCGGCGCGAAGAAUCUAUCGAACCUCCGGAUUUCGAGUAACCGGUUUUCAGGAUCCAUACCCGGAGAAAUCGGAUCGCUUCACGGAUUGAUCGAGAUUUCCGGAGCGGAGAACAACUUCACGGGUGAAAUUCCCGGUAGCUUGGUGAAACUGAAGCAAUUGAGCAGGCUUGAUCUGAGCAACAAUCAACUCUCCGGCGAGAUUCCUUGUGGAAUUCGAGACUGGAAGAAUCUAAACGAGCUCGAUUUGGCUAAUAAUCAUCUCUCCGGUGAAAUCCCUAGAGAAAUCGGAACUUUACCUGUUCUCAACUAUCUCGACCUCUCAAACAAUCAAUUCUCCGGGGAAAUCCCGCCGGAGUUGCAGAAUCUGAAGCUAAACGUUCUCAAUCUAUCGUAUAACCGCCUCUCCGGUAAAAUCCCCACUCUCUACGCUGAUAAAAUCUACGCAAACAACUUCAUCGGAAAUCCUGGCUUGUGCGUCGAUCUCAACGGACUUUGUGAGAAGGUAUCAGAGCCUAAGAACAUCGGCUACGUUUGGAUCCUCUUAUCGAUUUUCACACUCGCCGGUUUGGUUUUCGUCGUCGGGAUCGUCAUGUUCAUCGCCAAAUGCCGGAAGAUCAAAUCCUCGAAGAGCUCUAGAUUCGCCGCGACGAAAUGGAGAUCCUUCCACAAGCUUCAAUUCAGCGAGCACGAAAUCGCUGAUUGCCUCGACGAACGAAACGUAAUCGGAUCCGGAUCCUCCGGUAAAGUCUACAAGGCGGAGCUAAGCGGCGGAGAAGUCGUAGCGGUGAAGAAACUCAACAAAACGGCCAAAGGAGACGACGAUUCUUUGAACAGAGACGUUUUCGCCGCGGAGGUUGAAACGCUAGGAACCAUUAGGCACAAGAGCAUUGUGCGUUUGUGGUGUUGCUGCAGCUCCGGCGAUUGCAAGUUGUUGGUUUACGAGUACAUGCCUAAUGGGAGCUUAGACGAUGUGCUUCACCGUCACGGCAAAGGCGGAUUGUUGAUCGGUUGGCCGGAGCGGUUGAGAAUUGCGUUGGACGCCGCCGAGGGUUUAUCGUACUUGCACCAUGACUGUGUUCCUCCGAUUGUGCACCGCGACGUGAAGUCUAGUAACAUACUGCUAGAUAAAGAGUAUGGCGCCAAAGUCGCCGAUUUUGGUAUCGCCAAAGUCGGUCAGAUUAGUGGUUCCAAAACGCCAGAAGCUAUGUCUGGGAUCGCCGGUUCUUGCGGUUACAUUGCACCAGAAUAUGUGUAUACACUUCGGGUGAACGAGAAGAGUGAUAUCUAUAGCUUCGGUGUGGUGCUUUUGGAAUUGGUUACAGGGAAGAGACCAACUGAUCCGGAACUUGGAGAUAAAGAUAUGGCGAAAUGGGUGUGCACUACACUUGACCGUUCCGGUUUAGAAUUUGUAAUCGAUCACAAACUCGAUCUUGGGUUCAAAGAAGAGAUUAGCAAAGUCAUUCACAUUGGUCUUCUUUGUACGAGCCCUCUCCCUUUGAACCGACCUUCCAUGAGAAAAGUUGUGAUCAUGCUUCGAGAAGUAUCUGGUGUUGUUUCUUGUAGCGGUCUAAACGCCUCUAAACGCUCUAAGAGCGGUGGGAAACUCUCGCCAUACUACACUGAAGACUUGACACGUGUUUGA